CAUGGCAGCAGAAGAACAAAUGGAUAUGUCCCUUGAUGAUAUCAUCAAAGCAAAGCCCAGCAUGGUUAAACGUGGUGGAGGAAAAAGCAGAGGUAGUGGAGGAGGCGGUGCAGGUGGAGGAGGCGGCGGGGGAGGAAGAGGGAACAGUAGAGGGCGUGGUGGUUCCUCCAGAGGCAGACGCAACAACUCCAGAGCUACUCCUUAUAGCAGAGACACCCCCAGUGGUCGCUGGACACAUGAUAAAUUCGAGGGCGGCAGAUCGUCACUCGGCGGUGGUGGAGGUGGCGGCGGCGGCAGGGGCGCGGGCAUCGCUAAACUUCUUAUCAGUAAUCUGGAGUACAGUGUCAACGACCAGGACAUAAGGGAGUUGUUUGCUGAAUUCGGAGCUAUCAGAGCGUAUUCCGUACACUACGAUAGAUCAGGACGUUCCCUUGGAACAGCAGAUGUAACUUAUAUCAACAAAUCAGACGCCGCCCGGGCCCUGAAGACCUAUAAUAAUGUUCCCCUCGACGGUAAACCCAUGAUCAUAGAGUUGGUUACUGAUGAACCUUUAUCGACCGGUGGUGGCGGCGGUGGUGGUAACAGAAACAAUGGGGGAAACAGAAAUAGUAAUAAUAGGUCCAGAGGAGGAUCUGGCGGUAGGGGCAGAGGUGGGGAAAGGAGAGGAGGUCGUGGUCGUGGUGGUGGUGGCCGAGGAGGCGGCAGAGAGCAGAAGAAAACCAUGACUGCCGAAGAACUGGACAAACAAUUGGACGAUUACAAAAGCGCUAAAGCUUAAGCUUCCAGACCAGCCUUCCCUUACUACAUACAAAGUUCUUCUUGCCUUGCCAUGGACUGAAGAAAUCGCCGCUAAUUGUAAUUGUUAUGACUAUUUUAUCUGAAACUGCGCCAACUUGAUGCUAGGCGGAACGAGGAAACUCGCUGAAGUUAACAAAUGUCACAUUUUUAUCCGGGAUCGCAUUUUCGGGUCCUUUAAUCUUAAGAGUUUCACAAAGUUGACUUUUUUACAAAACAUACUUUCCCAAUUCCAAUUUAAUUAAUCAGCAGAGUUAACGUUUCUGAAUGCGAAUGGUUGUUGGUUGUGUACUUGAACUGUUCGAUUCUAUGGCCAUGUUUAAACUGAAUAUUUCAAUAUUUAUAUGCCACGUAGCUCCUCUUAUAUUACGAGAAAAACAACAGUUUAUUUUA
Messenger RNA from Bolinopsis microptera, 1188 nucleotides. RefSeq names its product THO complex subunit 4-like. NCBI's taxonomy places the organism in Eukaryota, Metazoa, Ctenophora, Tentaculata, Lobata, Bolinopsidae. Bases 2 to 778 code for a protein of 258 amino acids. Gene Ontology annotation, cellular component: nucleus. Gene Ontology annotation, biological process: mRNA export from nucleus. The transcript is spliced from 5 exons. The record is from RefSeq and is a predicted model, not a curated record. Gene Ontology annotation, molecular function: mRNA binding.